Messenger RNA from Pyricularia grisea, 1737 nucleotides. RefSeq lists its product as uncharacterized. Gene Ontology annotation, biological process: protein catabolic process. The transcript is spliced from 4 exons. Lineage: Eukaryota; Fungi; Ascomycota; Sordariomycetes; Magnaporthales; Pyriculariaceae. Gene Ontology annotation, molecular function: protein-N-terminal asparagine amidohydrolase activity; protein-N-terminal glutamine amidohydrolase activity. The record is from RefSeq and is a predicted model, not a curated record. Bases 1 to 1737 code for a protein of 578 amino acids.
AUGAGGAUUGGCUGUCUUCAAUUUGCGCCAGAGGUCGGCGAUAUCGAUAACAACCUCAAUCGUGCCGAUUCUGUUUUAAACCGCGCGGAUCGAGAUGAACUCGAAAGUCUUGACCUGCUGGUUCUUCCCGAGAUGGCCUUUACUGGUUACAACUUCGAAUCACUAGAGGAGAUCCAGCCUUACCUUGAGCCGAAAGGCUCAGGGAUAUCGGCACUCUGGGCUAGGACUACGGCACUCAAGUACAACUGCAAGGUUGCUGUGGGUUACCCGGAGACCAGCACAGAUUGGAGUGGUCCUGUACAUUUCAACUCAUUGCUCCUUGUCAAUGAGGAUGGCGAGACCUUGGCAAACUACAGAAAGCAGCACCUUUACUACAAAGACGAGACAUGGUGUAAGGAGGGGACUGGCGGUUUUUUCCAAGGUGAAGUGGAUGGCAUCGGGCAAACGGCCCUGGGGAUCUGCAUGGACAUCAAUCCCUACAAGUUCGAAAGACCUUGGCACCAGUUCGAGUUUGCAUUCCACAUCCUUGAAUCGCAAGCCAAUGUCGUCAUCAUCUCCAUGGCAUGGAGCACGCUUGAGGACCGCGCCGCCUUUUGCAGCAAACCCUAUGAGCCCGACAUGGAAACACUCGAAUACUGGGCCAAACGUAUGGAGCCUCUGAUCCGCGCCGAGAGAGAUGCCGAAAUCAUUCUCAUAUUUGCCAACCGCUGCGGUAUUGAACGAGAAGCAUUGUACGCCGGCACCAGUGCUGUUAUGGGCAUUCAGAACGGUGAGGUCAAAGUUUAUGGAGUCCUCGGCAGGGGCACCAAGCAUCUCCUCGUUGUUGACACGGAUAACGUACCUUUUGCGAGGCUGGUCAGUCGUCCAGGCAGGGAUACCGCCGAGGGCGAGUGGGAUGGCGUCACGACCAACGCCGGGGUCAAGGCCCACGAUUUGCCUUUGCCUGACUACGAUGAGCUGGACAGAUUGGUGGAACUGAGUAGAGCCACAGACCCCAUUUGCUCUCGGCCCUCAGCGCCCGUGCAUUUGUUACCGGUCGAUUGCCCACUGUCUGCGUGCGUGCCCGAAAAGUCCAAAGAAGCAGUCAGGGAGGGAAGUUUCACUGUCCACAGUCAACCGCUGCCUUUUCCUCUGGCCCAAGAAGCCACCCUGGCUACUGUCUUGGUGGAUCCUAGCAAACCGACGGAGCUACAUGUGAACCCAACUAAGGAGAAAACAGCCAACUGCGCGAUUAGCUUCGGUAUAGCGGAAAUGGCUCCAAGUGGGCUGAUCGAGAUGACACGCGCUGACAGUCCCACUUUAACACCCGCUCGGCCGCGACUGAGAAUAUUGACGGGGACGUCACCAGCACCGGCCAACAACCUACACUACUCGGACAAUAGCGCCCGGCCAAUGAUAGCACUGCCACGCGAUCUCAUCACACCUCCACCGAGUGGCCAGUUUCUCGGCCAAGAGUACCUCGCUGCAGGCCAUGCAGAAGUUCAUGUGCUCAGUGCAACGACUUUGUACUCGCCAGAGGAGCCAGUUUUGCCAUCCGCAUGUCAGUUGAUAUCGCCAGCUCCAGCGCUCGAAAACGUGCCUACAGUGGAGCACUCGCAGGAGGCCGACAGCGUGCCUCAAAUGGAGGUGCAGACGCCCCUGACAGCUAUACUGGCACCCGAGGCAGUGCCGCACGGAUACAUACCGCUCAUACUAUCAACAAACGUCAGUUCUGAGGGGAAGCACUGUCGGACUUGA